AUGGUGGAACUUGGUGUUGGUUUAGAAGUACAUAGAGAUGAAAAUGGAAAAGUGAAAGCAGAGGAGAUAACAAAAGCUAUAAAGAAUUUAAUAGUGGAGAAGAAAGGGGAAGAGUUAAGGGAAAAAUCAAGAAAAUUGAGUGAGAAGGUGAAAAGGGAAGAAGAAAGUUUAUUACCUUCUUUGCUUCUUGAUUGUCCCUCUUUUGCUUUGCUUUACUUUCUCAAAUUUAAGGUUGUGGUCCUUGCUGUGGUUCUAUUUGCCUCUACUUUUUAUUCACGAAAUGAAUAUCCAAGUAGAGGAAAAAAAAAAAUCCAUGAAAAUGGAAAAGAAUUGGCAUUAGAGGGUGAUCAAUUUAUGGUACCCCAAACCAAUGCAUUUGGCCAUAAUUUUAGGGACUACAAUAAUGCAGAAAGUGCAAGGCAACAAGGGGUAGAAAAUUUCUACAAAACACAACACAUACAUCAAACCUAUGACUUUGUCAAGAAAAUGAGACAAGAGUAUGCAAAUUUAGACAAGGCACAAAUGAGCAUAUGGGAAUGUUGUGAAUUACUCAACGAUGUUGUCGAUGACAGUGAUCCAGAUUUAGACGAGCCCCAAAUUCAACACUUGUUACAAAGUGCUGAAGCCAUUAGAAAAGAUUAUCCAAAUCAAGAAUGGCUUCAUUUAACUGCCCUAAUUCAUGACUUAGGGAAAAUUCUUGUUUUACCUAAGUUUGGAGGGCUUCCUCAAUGGGCAGUUGUAGGUGACACAUUCCCUGUUGGAUGUGCAUUUGAUGAAUCAAUUAUUCAUCACAAAUACUUCAAAGAAAAUCAAGAUUUUAACAACCCAAUUUACAACACUAAAAAUGGAAUUUAUUUUGAGGGUUGUGGACUAGAAAAUGUUAUGAUGUCAUGGGGUCAUGAUGAUUAUAUGUACAUGGUUGCAAAAGAGAAUGGUACAACAUUGCCAUCAGCUGGACUUUUUAUCAUAAGAUAUCAUUCAUUUUAUCCAUUGCAUAAAUCUGGAGCUUACAAACAUUUAAUGAAUGAAGAAGAUAAGGAGAAUUUGAAGUGGCUUCAUAUUUUUAAUAAAUAUGAUUUGUAUAGCAAAAGGAAAGUUAGGGUUAAUGUGGAAGAAGUCAAGCCUUACUACAUGUCUCUCAUUGGAAAAUAUUUUCCAGCAAAGCUAAGGUGGUGAAGAAGGUGAUGAGGAGUUGUAAAUAUAAUUUGUCUAUAUAUGGUAUAAAGUUGUAAAAUUUGUGUAAAGAAAAAAAAAACCAUCUCAGAUUGAGGAGUAUGUGUUAAAAGAGGAUGUUGUAUAGUGAAAAUAAGGAGACUUAAUAGUCCCAUAUCGGAAAUGGAAUGGGAAAUAUGUAAAUAUCCAUUCUUUUCCUAUUAGAAAUACUUGUUCAUAAAAAAUGAUAUUUAUAAAAUGGUAUACAAUAUUUAUAUUAUA
Nicotiana attenuata is the source of this 1434-nucleotide messenger RNA. Its product is annotated as inositol oxygenase 2-like. The coding region runs from base 1 to 1176 and encodes 391 amino acids. NCBI's taxonomy places the organism in Eukaryota, Viridiplantae, Streptophyta, Magnoliopsida, Solanales, Solanaceae. The record is from RefSeq and is a predicted model, not a curated record. Gene Ontology annotation, molecular function: iron ion binding; inositol oxygenase activity. Gene Ontology annotation, cellular component: cytoplasm. Gene Ontology annotation, biological process: inositol catabolic process. The transcript is spliced from 2 exons.